This is a messenger RNA of Rhopilema esculentum, 2281 nucleotides long. The record is from RefSeq and is a predicted model, not a curated record. Lineage: Eukaryota; Metazoa; Cnidaria; Scyphozoa; Rhizostomeae; Rhizostomatidae.
AUGACACAUUUGCUAAAUCCGUUUGAAGAGGAAGGAGAAUAUUUGCUGGCGAUUCAUACCAAACAUGUCAAGUCUAAUGAAGUGAUCGAGACAGUUCGCAAUGCUAAACGUAUUGGUGAAGAACAUUUCAAUCUGUUUUUGAAGGAGCGAUUUGUUGAAAAAAGCAAACCUGUUAGUCAUCCCAUAAAGAAGAUGUGCCUAUCAAUCUUUGAUACGCCAGAGAAAAAGAAAGUACCCGCAGAUAAAGCUAAGCUACAUGUUCUUCAACAAGACUGCUCUCUGUUUUCACGUCUUUAUAUAGCAUGCCAAUUCCGCGACGGAAAUCUAGAAGAUUUCUUCAAAUAUGAGAAUCAGCCAUGGCCCCCUUCACUGUCCCAAUUUGGCCAGCUCAGAGAAGGCCAAAAAGCAGACCUCAUUAACUGCUUAACAAGCCUAUCAGCACAAGUUCCGACUACGACCAAACCAUCUGUUGAUGCAGUCAUUAUUGAUGGUGCUGUCAUUGUCCAGAUGCUACAGCCUAAAACUGUGCGCUCAUUCGAUGAAUAUUUCACAGCCAUAUUCGCCCCUUACAUUCUGAGAAUACUGCAAAAUUCCUCGCGAAUUGAUCUAGUAUGGGAUGUUUACAAAGUGGACUCGUUGAAGAAAUCACUGCGAGACAAGAGAGGUUCUGGGCAACGUCGGAAAGUGAUGGCCUCAACAAGAAUCCCGACAGAUUGGAAAGGCUUUCUUAAAGUAGAUGAAAACAAAGACGAGCUGUUUAAGUUUCUUGCAAACAAGUUGGUUUCAUUGACGAUUCCCGACGGUAAGGAGAUCUACACCACUUACGGCGACGAUGUUUUAUGGCUCUCUAGUACUCAAAGAGAUGUAGAUUACCUUGUGCCCUGCAGCCAUGAAGAGGCAGAUACACGGUUAAUUGUUCAUGCGCGUGAUGCAACUUUAAGCGGACACCGCCGGAUACUCAUCAAAAGUAAUGACACAGAUGUUGUUGUGUUAGCCGUUUCAGUUGCUGGUUUUAUUCAAGCUGAUGAGGUCUGGGUUACUUUUGGCUCUGGCAAGAAUAUGCGGUAUAUCCCUGCACAUAUAGUUGCAAAAUCUUUAGGCACUGAUAAGGCAUCAGCUUUACCAGUUUUCCAUGCUUUAACAGGGUGCGAUACUGUAUCAUUUUUUGGAGGACGUGGGAAAAAAACAGCCUGGGAAAUAUGGAAGAUCUUUCCUCAGUUAACGCCUGUCCUGAUGACCCUAAAAGCUGCGCCAACAACAGAAGCCCUCAGCAGACUCGUGCCACUGCUUGAGAGAUUUAUGGUUCUGUUAUAUGAUCGUACCAGUAGCCUUAACAGAGUCGAUGAGGCGCGGCAGGAGCUCUUCUCAAAAAAAUCAAGGUGUAUUGAUGGCAUCCCCCCUACGCAAGCAGCCCUCCACGAGCACGUUAAAAGAGCGGUACAUCAAGGAAGUUUUGUUUGGGGUCAAACGCUUCUGAAACAGCCUAUAAUUCCAAGUCCAUCAGAAUGGGGAUGGCAGCGACAGGGCGUUAUGUGGACACCAUAUUGGACAGAACUCCCUCAGGCAAAGGAUACAUGCUAUGAACUAAUCCACUGCAAAUGUAAGGGGCCAUGCAGGGGUCGCUGCAAAUGUACAAGAGCUAAUCUGGCAUGUACGGGACUCUGCAAUUGUGGGGGCAACUGCCAACGGUAGUUUGUCUAUUAUGUAUGCUAGUUACCUUCAAAGUUCGUUACUUUAUAGUUAGAAUUGUAAACAAGAUAAGCAAUACCCAUAUAAAAAGUAGCUUGCUUACAUACACAUUUCGCAGAAAGAUUAUCAAAUAAAGAUAUCUAAAAAUAAGGUGACUAGGGAUACUUAAAUCUUAGCCUCGUUUUCAUAGAGAAAUGCGUUGCUAUUGGAUCCAUAGCACAAUUGCAUACUGGAUAUAUCACAGAAAGUUUUUCCAACAAAAAUAUCAGUGAUAAAGGCGUACUUCACUGUAAGCCUCGUUUUCGUGCUGACAUGCGCAGUUCUCGGAUAUGUAUUAAAUUGCUUCCUUGCAUAUUGCACAUAUCGCAGAAAGUUUUUCAAACAAAAAUAUCAAAAUAUAAAGUGAUUAGGGAGUACUUUAUUCUAAGCCUCGUUUCCAUACAGACAUGCGCAGUUCUCGGAUCUCGAGCACAAUACCUACUGGCACUAUAUCAGAUAUGAUUACUGAGUAACUCAUUAGCUAUUCUGGAAAGUUUCAUGCUUUAAUCACUUAAGUGCACAAUUCUGGGUGUUUUUGGUUGUUAACAGCUGG